This is a messenger RNA of Zymoseptoria tritici IPO323, 435 nucleotides long. RefSeq lists its product as uncharacterized. NCBI's taxonomy places the organism in Eukaryota, Fungi, Ascomycota, Dothideomycetes, Mycosphaerellales, Mycosphaerellaceae. The record is from RefSeq and is a predicted model, not a curated record. The coding region runs from base 1 to 435 and encodes 144 amino acids. The transcript is spliced from 5 exons.
AUGGCCCACGGUAUUGUUGGGCACGACCGCGCCCGACGAAGGUCAACCUCCACCGACCUCCAGGUUCUUGACGAAUCGCUAGUCACUGCACUCAUCAACGCCUACCGAAUGUGGAGAGGAGUACUCCUACUUUGGGAGAAUGUGGUGGCUUGUGCAAGAGCUUCCCGUAUGGGUUGUCUCCCGCCUGGCUGCGAGUGCAUUUUCACUGCAACCAUAGUGCGGUUUGAGGUCCUCCGGAAAGUAGCUGUGAGCAGGACGUUCUCCGUCUAUGUCUGCUGCAGCGUCAUCUCUUCAAAUUUGUCUUCGUUCGCCCUCAUCAAAGUCGCUGGCGGUCUGCUCUCUCUGCCAGUUUUGAUCGUCGUGGGAAGCAAUGCUGGCCGUGUCGUAAUCGUCCGUGGUGAUCUCGGAGAUGUCAUACUGGGAGUCGGCGAAUGA